Messenger RNA from Syngnathoides biaculeatus (alligator pipefish), 1754 nucleotides. RefSeq names its product KDEL endoplasmic reticulum protein retention receptor 2b (gene kdelr2b). The transcript is spliced from 5 exons. Gene Ontology annotation, biological process: endoplasmic reticulum to Golgi vesicle-mediated transport; protein retention in ER lumen. Gene Ontology annotation, molecular function: ER lumen protein retrieval receptor activity. Lineage: Eukaryota; Metazoa; Chordata; Actinopteri; Syngnathiformes; Syngnathidae. Gene Ontology annotation, cellular component: membrane; endoplasmic reticulum; cis-Golgi network. The coding region runs from base 110 to 748 and encodes 212 amino acids. The record is from RefSeq and is a predicted model, not a curated record.
CCCCCCCGCCCCCCAAAGCUAAAAGGCCGCACGUUUUUCGUCACCAGACGCGCUUUUAGAUCAUCGUAGACCCUUCAUUCCUAUCUCGUUUGCUGGAGCUCUCUGCAACAUGAAUAUCUUCAGGCUAACUGGUGACCUGUCCCACCUAGCAGCCAUCAUUAUUCUUCUGCUUAAAAUAUGGAAAACCCGCUCGUGUGCCGGAAUUUCCGGAAAGAGUCAGGUCCUGUUUGCGUUGGUGUUCACCACUCGCUACUUGGACCUGCUCACAUCCUUCAUCUCCCUCUACAACACAACCAUGAAGAUCGUCUACAUCGGCUGUGCAUAUGCCACCGUGUACCUGAUCUACCUGAAGUUCAAAGCAACUUAUGAUGGAAACCAUGAUACGUUCCGAGUGGAGUUUCUCGUCGUCCCCGUCGGCGGCCUCGCAUUUCUUGUUAAUCAUGACUUCUCUCCUUUGGAGAUCCUGUGGACUUUCUCUAUCUACUUGGAGUCUGUGGCCAUCCUGCCACAACUCUUCAUGAUCAGCAAGACGGGCGAGGCCGAGACCAUCACCACCCACUACUUGUUCUUUUUGGGACUCUACAGAGCUCUAUACCUUGUUAACUGGAUAUGGAGGUUCUACUUUGAAGGAUUCUUCGACAUGAUUGCCAUCGUUGCAGGGGUGGUGCAAACCAUCCUCUACUGCGACUUUUUCUACUUGUAUGUAACAAAAGUUCUGAAAGGAAAGAAGCUCAGUUUGCCUGCCUAAGUGCCUGCCACAAAGGAGUGUACUGGCAGACUGAAAGAGGGGGACUGGCUGGGAGGAGGAGAUGCAGUGGACACCUCUGACCCCUAGUUUCCCCCGUACCACAAUUUCUUGCUCUUCCCCUCCGGCCAGAGUAAGAUGCCUGAGACAGAAAAAAAGUAGGAGUGGCUGGCUGCAUCGUCUUCUGACCAGCUUCAAAACAUCUGCAGAAUCUAGUCCGGGCUUGCUGGGUAUCUGUUUGACGCAUCUUGCAUUAAUUUGUUUUUUUAUUACUUUGUAUAAAAUGGGGUGGGAAACAUUUUCUACAUUAAAAAAAAGUUCUCUGAAAAUAUGUAAGAUUUUGUUUCAUUUACAAAUUCAUUUGGCCUUGUAUAAUAUUGAAAUGGUUACGUGGGAUAUAAUUCAGUUUGAGAUUUUAUGUACAUUCUAAAUGCAGAUUCCUUCACUUUUAUGUUAGGAGAAAGGAAAUACGUACAAACUUACUGUAAUUGUAUUCAGUUUUAGCACAAUUGUUUCCCCCAUUGUAUGACAGUAACAAUUUGCUGAGUGGGGAAAAAGCAUAAUUGGAGUUUAGGAGUAGUAUAUUAUUGAAAUUCUUUCGCAGUUGAUCAGUAUCAGUUGUGUUCUAUCAUGCCACGUUGUUGCGUAAUUGCUGAAAGAAAUGUUGCACAUUUCCUUAAAAAUCACAGUAAGCACUUCUAAAGCUAAAUGGCUUUCUCCAGACAGCAAAUUCACUAAAUUUUCUAGUGAAAUACCUAUUUACUGUUAGAAAAUGCAGAUUUAUAUUUUUGUUGGGUGCAGAUAUUUAUGUUCAUCUUAUAACUCGUUUGUAAUGAACAAGAGUCAGAAUUGUCCCACUGUUGUGUAUAAUUGUAACUUUUAGAGCACUCUUCAGCUCUCAUUUGCCUUUGGUUUUACAGUGUUCAUUCAUGCAAACAAUUGAAGACCUUUUGAAAUUAUCCGAGCAGUUUCCACAUCAAUGCCACCACAAAUAAAGAUAAUAAAAUAA